AUGUUUCGCUCCCUUCGUUUGCUUAGCUCUGCCUUUUCCACCAAGAUCGGGCGACAGCAUUUGUGCAACAGCGACCUGGUCUCUCAAGAUGGCCAAACUGUGGCUGGUGGCAAUGGUGAAGGAUCUGCGCUCAAUCAGUUGAAUUUGCCAGAGGGUCUCUUUGUUGAUAAUAAUCAAACUAUUUAUAUAGCAGUUUAUUAUAAUCAUCGUAUAGUGAAAUGGAAUCGCGGUGCUUCAAGUGGUCAGGUAGUCGCAGGUGGUAAUGGAGAGGGAGAUCGUAGUGAUCCAUUGAAAUAUCCGCUCGAUGUUGCCAUCGAUAAAGAUGGAACAAUGUACAUUAGUGACUAUGGUAAUAAACGUGUUCAACGAUGGUUUCGAGGUGGUCAAAGUGGACAAACAAUUAUUGAAAAUAUUCCUGUUCUUGGUGUAGCAUUGGAUGAUGAAAGAUCACUCUAUGUAUCUGAUUAUGGAAAUCACUCAGUGAGAAAACGGCGUAUUGGUGAGACGAUUGAACAACUGAUCAUUUCAGGACUUGGUUAUUCGUACUAUAUGUUCGUUGAUCGAAAUCGAUCUGUCUACAUAUCUGAAAUGGCCACUGACCGAGUGAUAAAAUUGGACGAUGAAUCUACGAAAAUCUCAAUUGUUGCUGGUGGUACUGAAGGUGAUGAACUAAACCAAUUAUCAGAGCCACUGGGUGUUUUUGUCGAUCGGUUGGAUACUGUCUAUGUGUCGGACAGAGAUAAUGACCGUAUAAUGCGAUGGCUACGUGGUGCGAAAUCCGGCAGUAUCAUCGUCGGUGGUCAUGGUCAAGGUUCUCAAUCAGGUCAGCUUAAUCAUCCCACUGAUAUAUCAUUCGAUCUUGACAGAAAUCUUUAUGUAGUCGAUUAUGGAAAUCAUCGUGUGCAAAAAUUUGUUAUUGAUAAGAGUUCGUGUUGA
Molecule: messenger RNA, 936 nt
Organism: Rotaria sp. Silwood1
Lineage: Eukaryota; Metazoa; Rotifera; Eurotatoria; Philodinida; Philodinidae
Source: the annotation of a GenBank genome assembly